AAUGCAUACCUCUAAGGAAUGAGAAGAGGUCGUAACAAGAGGGCAGUGAUAACAAUCGAUAGCGAUGGGACCGAUGCCGACGAAGAAUCGGAAGACGACUUGAUAGAAGACAUAGAGGAUGAUGAGGAAGAGAUCAGUGGUAUCGUCAAACGACAGCCAGAGUUAGUGCAGCCAGAAGUAAAGCGAGCCAAACGACCAGCAUCAAUUAAGACAAAGACAGAAAAAGAGAGAAAGAUAAAGAAAGAGACAGGGACAGAGACAGAAACAGAAACAGGGAAUCAACAAUGGAGUGACCAAUAUGCUCCCAAGUCAAUAGAUGAUAUAUGUAUCAAUCCUCAGAAGUUAAAACAAGUAAAGGAAGUGUUAUAUGAUAUGAUUUACCACCCGGACGCGUUAACAAGUCCACGAAUAUUGAUUCUUAGUGGACCAGCGGGCAGUUCCAAAUCCACCACAGUGAAGUUACUUGCUAAUGAUCUCAUCAGAAGCAGCCAGGAUAAUUUUGGUAGUUACAAUAAUGACAAAUGGAUAGAAUAUAUGGAUAUUGCCAGUAGUGAUGGAUUCAAUCAAAGCAACCAAUUUGAUGAAUUCAUGAACGAUGUUAAAUAUAGAGUGGGAAGUAACUUAACUGUGGUGGUUUUGGAAGAAUUGCCAAAUAUAUUUCAUUACGAGACAUUAAUUAAGUUUCGAAACAAAUUACGGGAAUGGCUAUAUAUGGAUACUCGACUUCCACCAUUAGUGAUAUGCUUAACGGAAGUUGAGUAUAACAAUAAUGAUUUGGGAGUCACACCGAGUUAUUCAUAUAAUAUUGAGAACAAUCUUACGGUGGACACGUUAUUGGGAAAAGAAUUGGCCAGUAAUCCCAAAGUCAAAAUUGUCAAGUUCAAUUCUAUUGCUAAUCGGUAUGUGAGGAAGACAAUUAAUAACAUCAUGAAAUACGAAAGGAAAGUGUUUAGUCAGAUUCCUGUGCAUACCUUAAAUGGAUUCCUUGAUGAAUUGGUCAAGCUCGGAGAUAUCCGAUCCAUCUUGUUUAAUCUCCAGUUAUGGGCUCGUAAUUACGUUCAACGAAAGGAACGUGGUGUGGAUGAUGAGACAUACUUAGAGACCAGUUUUAUUCGAGAGAACCAAAUUAAUUUGUUUCAUGCCAUUGGUAAGAUAAUCUAUUCAAGUUCAGAGUUUGCAAACUUGGCUGAUGAUAAGAAAGAUUUCUAUUCAAUAGAGCAAGUACUUAAUAGUUUCAACAAUUCGGCCCUAUUGAACUUAUCUAUUUUGGAGAAUUAUGGGAUAUAUCAAAAUGGUAAUUACGAAAUUUCUAUUGCCAGUGAAAUUGUUGAUGAUCUAAGUUUAAAUGAUUUAAUGAUUGAUGGAGAAGCCAGUAAGGAUUUUGGGAUAAGAUCUACAAGGAAUAAACUCCGAUCAAUUGAAGUUAGGUCAUCACUGGGAUACACUAAUAAAUUAAAGAUUAAGUUUCCUCGACACUUCAAGAUGAUACGACAGUACAAUAAGACCAUGUACCAAAUUAAGGCUUAUCAGAGAUAUGUCCAUCGCUUACGUAACACCUGGCAAGAGUUGAAUAUGAUCGAUGGGUACUAUCUUCCACUCAUCUAUAACAAAAAGAAGCAAUCACGAUACUUAUAUAAUCGACUAGGAGGUAAAUUUCAAGAGAUAUAUGCUGAUGAGGAGCUAGGAGUUAGUGAUCUACAUGGUAAUGACGGACACAACGGACGUGGAUUUGAUCGAGAUCAGUUUGAAGUAGAUAUCGAACAAGCCAUAGCAGAGUUGAAUAAUGAGGAGGGCAGUGAUGAUGAAGAAGGUUUAAGUGAUCCUAUCGACGACAGCAUAGAUGAGCUAGACGAAAACGAAGACGAAGACGGAGAAAGGUUUCUGUCGGAUUCUGAAUUGGAGGGAUUGAUCUCACAGGGUAUGAUAUAGAGAAUUAGGUUUAUUAAGUAUAC
This is a messenger RNA of Scheffersomyces amazonensis, 1952 nucleotides long. RefSeq lists its product as uncharacterized. Lineage: Eukaryota; Fungi; Ascomycota; Pichiomycetes; Serinales; Debaryomycetaceae. Gene Ontology annotation, molecular function: DNA clamp loader activity; chromatin binding. Gene Ontology annotation, biological process: DNA repair; mitotic DNA replication checkpoint signaling; DNA damage checkpoint signaling. Bases 19 to 1929 code for a protein of 636 amino acids. The transcript has a single exon. The record is from RefSeq and is a predicted model, not a curated record.